AGAUGCGAAGCGGAAUUUAUAAUUUCGUUUUUUGCGUAUACCUCUGUUUUUAGUGGGAAUUUUUGUUGAAACUAAUUUUACUACUAAUUCCCCGGGCAACCACCUCAGAGGAAUUAAACCAAUUUUGAAUCGUCCUGUAAUUUAAAACCACUUAUUAAUUAAUUAUGGAUAACUAAUGGGGAAGAUAUGGUUUGCUCAGCAGGGCGUCUUGCAUUAAUUUGCGCUAAUGUGUUCUUAAUUUAAAUUUAAAUAACCUCAACCCCAAGUUGAUUGUUGAUAAAAUUGUAUGGAUCUUGUAUGGAAAAAUCGUUUAUGUUAAAUUUGCAAUUUAAACUCCUGGCUAAAAUUGGCAUCAAGUGGUCUCAGUUCAGAAAAUUCUUAAAAAACCUACAGCUAACUUCACGCGUAUUAUUAGUGUGGGGCAUUGACACAGUUAAAAAUGUUUAGGGGGGUAGACAUAGAUAAGUGCUAGAUGUACUUAAAUUGCAUAUUAUUAUAGUUACCUGAGUUGGCAGUUAUGUGAUUUAUGAAAAAACCAUACUUGCUCACAGUAACUGAUAUUUACCGAAAUUGCAAGGCACAUUAUCAGCACACGCAAUCAUUAUAAUGCCACAAGAGGAUCAAUAUUCUUCCUGGGUGGGUUUGAUCUAUGUUUUCAAUUUAAUCGUUGGCACUGGUGCACUUACAUUACCAGCUGCUUUCCAAAAUGCUGGUUGGUUGUUUAGCAGUAUUGCCCUUAUAGUGCUAUGCUUUGUGAGUUUUUUGACCGUAACUUUUGUGAUUGAAAGUGUGGCCUGUGCCAAUGCCACUAUACAAUGGAGAAAAAUCAAAGAACACAAAGUUGAUGAAAGUGAAGUGCCUCUUAAUCCGGAUUCUGAAUCGGAAAACAGCAAUGAGGAGACUGCAAUAUUGGCGAAUCGACGUAGGCAUUACUAUCAUCUAAAUAAAAAAGUUGAAUUAGGUGAAAUAGCUGCUCUCUUCCUGUCCAGGACUGGGCAUGUGUUGUUUUUUGCGUCUUUGUGCAUUUACCUUUUCUGCGAUCUUACAAUAUACGUGGCGGCGUCAGGUAAAACCAUCGUGAAUUUAAGUUGUAAGUCUUCCAAUAAUACGGAGAAUUUUACUGAAUCAUGUUGGGAAGAUUCAGGAGUAACCAGGAUGGAUAUGUAUAGGAUUUAUGUAGCUCUCUUUGGCCUGUUUGUAGGGCCGUUUACUUACUUCAAUGUGCAGAAAACAAAAUAUUUACAAAUAUUUACCAUCAGUGUCAGGUGGAUUGCUUUUUCCAUUAUGCUUAGCUUAGCUGUUUUCAGAUUAGCAACAUACGGUCAGCAAGGGCGUCCUAGUUUGGUUAAUAUAGCGGAAGUACCUGCCCUUGCAGGUUCUAGCAUUUAUAGUUUUAUGUGUCAUCAUUCACUACCGGGUCUCAUCGCGCCCAUUUCCAAUAAACAAGGUCUAAUGAGCAAAAUCAGUAUGGAUUUUUCAGUGAUAUGCGGUUUCUAUCUAUUGAUUUCUCUCACCGGUUCGUUUGCCUUUGAAACAAUUGAUGUAUUAUAUUCUUUAAAUUUUAUGCCAACACAUGAUUCAGGUUUCCUUAUGAAACUGAUUGGAAUGUUCUUGGCAGUUUUUCCUUUGUUUCCGAUGGCGACCAGUUUCCCGAUUAUAGCCAUUACAAUGCAGGGCAAUCUGAAGCAUUUAUUUUUUGAACCGUAUGGUAUAGAAAGACACGGUUUUUUUAUGAAAAGACUGUUGUUCCCCAGCUUAGCCAUAUUUCCACCAAUCAUUACCGCUCUCAUUACUCACGACUUAAAAGGAUUGGUUGAAAUAACCGGCUCAUACAUUGGGGUAAUUGUGCAAUAUGUAAUUCCGGCGUUUUUGGUUUGGAGCGCUCGAAGGCAAACCGUUAAAUAUUUCGGGAUAUCGGCGCACAAAUAUAGUAGUCCGUUUCGGCAUUUCGGAUGGUUUGUUUUUGUGCUAGUGUGGUCGGUUGUAUGUAUCGUUUUUGUUACAGUCGAUUUGAUUAUAAAUCAUUCAUAAUUUAGGUCUGACUGCCGGAAAUUGUUAAAUAGCAAGCAAACAGAAUUUGUGUGCAAUAACUAUGAAUUCUUCAAGAUUUUACCAAAAAGAAAAAAAAAAAGAAAAAUGGAUUAGUAAUCAACUCGAGAAAAUCAGUUGAUUUCAGUUUCCAAAAAAAAAUUCUGGUGGUUUUUCAAGACACUAAAACACGCCCAAAGCGGCUGAACUCGGUUGCUCCAUCAAAUCAUGAGUCAUAGGAACAAAUUCUAAGCGUUUUGCAAAAAUAUGAUCUUUUCAAGAACUUUGACCAUCAAUAGCAAAGGAGCCAGACAUUUUUUUAAAAUAAAACUUUACUACGUACGUAACUAUAUUUUGAGCUACUCUGUAUACUUCAAAGAAACAGAAACAAAUACUUUGGCAACAACCGCAACACCUUUAUAUGAACGUUUGUUUCCAGUCGUUAUUUCUGUACGAUCUAAGUGGUAUACAUUUUCUUUGUACUCAGGGUACGAAUUAAAGAAAACUCUGUUUAAUAAUUAGGUACAUUUUUCUACUACAAACUAAAAGUUGUCAAUUAAGUAAUAUUUUUAUAGGCUGUUAUGUGUUAAUGCAUGUUUGUGAGUUGUGCAAGGUACUGUCGUUCUGUGAUAGUUUACAUAUACGUAUUUGUGUAGUAUACCAAACCAAAUUAGGAACAAAAGCAGGUAUUAUUUUUAUUGUAGGUAAGAAACUAGCGUUAAGGCAAACUAAUAAAGUAUAUUUUAGAUAA
Messenger RNA from Dendroctonus ponderosae (mountain pine beetle), 2779 nucleotides. Its product is annotated as transmembrane protein 104 homolog. Bases 607 to 2031 code for a protein of 474 amino acids. The transcript has 3 exons. NCBI's taxonomy places the organism in Eukaryota, Metazoa, Arthropoda, Insecta, Coleoptera, Curculionidae. The record is from RefSeq and is a predicted model, not a curated record.